Molecule: messenger RNA, 1086 nt
Organism: Colossoma macropomum (tambaqui)
Lineage: Eukaryota; Metazoa; Chordata; Actinopteri; Characiformes; Serrasalmidae
Product: microtubule-associated protein 1A-like
Exons: 3
Coding region: 280-1086 (268 amino acids)
Source: RefSeq, a predicted model, not a curated record
AAAGAUAAAAACAUAAAACUGAAAGAAAAAAACACGAUUAUAAAAGAACAUUUAGAGACAGUUGAUAAGAGAGAUUCAUUAUUAAAGGAAACUAAUGAAAGAUUAGAAAGUGUUAAUAAACAGCUUAAAGAUAAAGACUCACAACUGGAGAAUCAGAUCAAACUGCUGAGAGAGAAAGAGACUCUACUGGAGAUCACAGUGAAAGAGGAGGAAAGCAGUAAAAAGAAGCUGGAGACUCUGAGAAAGGAGCUGCAGGACAAGAGCAGCAAACUACAGGAGAUGAUGAUCCUACUGGAACAACAGAAAACUGAACUCACCUGUCAGCAGAAAGAGUUAGAAGAGAAAGAACAACAACUUAAACACACAGCACAACAGAAUUCAGACCUACAGACUGAAACUGAAACCCUGACAACUCUCAUUUCAUCACAGACGACUGAUUUAACUGAAAAGACUAAACAGCUCAAAGAAACAAAACACAUUCUCUCUGAGAGAGACAGACAGCUAAUGGAGAGAGAAAAACAAGUGGAGGAGAAAGACAGACUUCUGACAGAAAAUACAACAACACUUCAGAUGAAGGAGAAGAUUUUAGAAGAGAAAGACAAACUUCUCACAGAGACACAAGAUGAACUGAGACAAACAACAAAGACAUUAGAGAAUCAUAGAAUACAAAUGGAAGAAAUGGAGAAAAGACUUGUGGAGAAAGAUGAAGAAUUAAAAGAGACAAAACAAGAACUGAAAGAUAAAAACACGAUUAUUAAAGAACAUUUAGAGACUGUUGAUAAGAGAGAUUCAUUAUUAAAGGAAACUAAUGAAAGAUUAGAAAGUGUUAAUAAACAGCUUAAAGAUAAAGACUCACAACUGGAGAAUCAGAUCAAACUGCUGAGAGAGAAAGAGACUCUACUGGAGAUCACAGUGAAAGAGGAGGAAAGCAGUAAAAAGCAGCUGGAGACUCAGAGAAAGGAACUGCAGGACAAGAGCAGCAAACUACAGGAGAUGAUGAUCCUACUGGAACACAGAAAACUGAACUCACCCGUCAGCAGAAAGAGUUUAGAAGAGAAAGAACAACAACUUAAACCACACAGGUAG